Talaromyces proteolyticus is the source of this 904-nucleotide messenger RNA. RefSeq lists its product as uncharacterized. The coding region runs from base 319 to 837 and encodes 172 amino acids. Lineage: Eukaryota; Fungi; Ascomycota; Eurotiomycetes; Eurotiales; Trichocomaceae. The record is from RefSeq and is a predicted model, not a curated record. The transcript has a single exon.
GCUGGAUACUCGCAGCUGGCCAGUGAAGAACAAUCUAUUGGAUCCGAGGAACGACAGUUUGGAAAUGGUGACCAUUUGUGUGAGAAUGAGAGUGGAUUAUUUUACAACACCAAAGAGCUUGCUUAUAUCAACCCUUUGCGAGACCGCGCAACAUGUGCACAGGAUGGCACACGUCGAUAUCGAUAUUUUAUUGUUUGUGUAACUGUUCUUACGCUGCUCUUUUCGAUUCUCCAGUUGUUAGCCUUAUUCCGUGGUGAGUUGCGCAUUCCGCUCAGAGAGGAUGCGCAAAUCCAGCCACCAGGUCGACAGGAAGAGGAAAUGCGCCUGCUAAACUCAGAGUGGCCGUGUGGUAUAUCAGCGGAGGAGGCGAAGAAGGCGGGUUGCCAUUUUGAUCUGGGCCUGAUAGCCUGGCUGCCGCAUUCAUGCUAUAACAAGGAGCUCGACGAAUCUUUCCGCACUCUCUAUCCCUGGAAAUUCUGGCUCCCAAAUGACGAGGACACUGGACCAAAUACCACGAAGCCAAUCACCAUCGAGAGGCUGCAAGACCUACCACUUCAGAUGGUUGAUUUAGACUGGCCGGGCCACAGUUGGUCGACUUUGAUGUUCCAUGAUGCUCAUUGCCUACACGCGUGGCAAUACAUGCAUCAAGCGCUACUAAAGAACAAGGAAAUCCCCACUUCUAUCACAAGGUGGUCGCAUACCACUCAUUGCUCGCAUGAAGCUUUGAUGGAUACCUCCAACGUCACCUACAGAGAGAUCAGCCCGACAGCCCACAAUCGUUAUCCUGCGUGCGUCCAGGUGGAGAGCUUGCGCGGUGAGAUGCCUGAUUUGUAUUAACUUCAAAACGCAAAAUGAUGUAAUUCCAUUGUUACCAUGAGAGAUCCAAAUAAAAACAAGUUAAAAC